AUGUUCACCAAAAAUCGCCUAUCUGCUGUCUCAGGUCAAGUCUCAUUCAUCGGAGUCAAUUGGGCAUCUCAAACUUGCCCACCGCCGCAAAAUGGAACAUUGCAAUCAUUCCCAAGCUUCUCCGUAAUUCCUCUCUCACCACCCACCCGUCUUGACCACGUGGAAGCAAUCUUGAAUAGUACCAGCUGCCGCAUUUGUACGCAGCUUUCAGCUGGCCACAAAUGCUGCGUGGUUCCUGGCCCAGAGAUCAAGAAUGACCGCUCCACGAAGGUCGUUGAGAACCCAUAA
Pochonia chlamydosporia 170 is the source of this 288-nucleotide messenger RNA. RefSeq lists its product as hypothetical. Lineage: Eukaryota; Fungi; Ascomycota; Sordariomycetes; Hypocreales; Clavicipitaceae. The coding region runs from base 1 to 288 and encodes 95 amino acids. The record is from RefSeq and is a predicted model, not a curated record. The transcript has a single exon.